Aspergillus heteromorphus CBS 117.55 is the source of this 3152-nucleotide messenger RNA. Its product is annotated as AP-2 complex subunit alpha. Bases 180 to 2993 code for a protein of 937 amino acids. The transcript is spliced from 4 exons. The record is from RefSeq and is a predicted model, not a curated record. Gene Ontology annotation, cellular component: AP-2 adaptor complex; membrane coat. Gene Ontology annotation, molecular function: clathrin-cargo adaptor activity. Gene Ontology annotation, biological process: intracellular protein transport; clathrin-dependent endocytosis. NCBI's taxonomy places the organism in Eukaryota, Fungi, Ascomycota, Eurotiomycetes, Eurotiales, Aspergillaceae.
CUAAGUGAAUUCCACGGGCGUGGUGUCUGCGCUUUACCUUCAAGUCUGAGAGAGCCUCGGAACAGGAACGACAACGCAUUUGCCCGAUCUACAGCUCGCCUCGGAGCAACAACGCCUAUUCAUAUCCCUCUACUAAUCUAUUCGAAUCGUCCUAAUCAACAUAUGCAACGUCGAUCAACAUGUCGUCCAUGCGAGGCUUGGUUCAGUUCAUUGCCGACCUGCGAAAUGCAAGAGCGCGCGAACUGGAAGAGAAGCGGGUGAACAAGGAACUGGCCAACAUCCGCCAGAAAUUCAAGGGGGGCAGUCUGAACGGGUACCAGAAGAAGAAGUACGUGUGCAAGCUGCUCUACGUGUACAUUCAGGGAUACGAUGUCGAUUUCGGCCACCUCGAGGCCGUCAAUCUGGUCUCCUCCCCCAAAUAUUCCGAAAAGCAGAUCGGGUACCUGGCAGUGACCCUGUUCCUGCAUGAGCAGCACGAGCUGCUCCACCUUGUUGUCAACAGUAUACGGAAGGACCUGCUGGAUCACAAUGAGCUGAACAACUGCUUGGCGCUGCAUGCGGUGGCCAACGUCGGUGGACGGGAGAUGGGCGAGGCGCUCUCGAUGGAUGUCCACCGGCUGCUUAUUUCCCCUACCUCCAAGGCCUUCGUCAAGAAGAAGGCCGCCCUGACCCUCCUUCGGUUGUAUCGCAAAUACCCCGGCAUCGUACAGAACGAAUGGGCGGAACGGAUAAUCUCCCUGAUGGAUGACCCCGAUAUGGGUGUCACGCUAUCGGUCACCUCGCUCGUCAUGGCGUUGGCCCAGGACAAGCCCGACGAGUAUAAAGGGUGCUAUGUGAAGGCCGCACAUCGGCUGAAAAGGGUCGUGGUCGACAACGACAUUGCGCCCGAUUAUCUCUACUACCGGGUGCCGUGUCCCUGGAUCCAGGUGAAGUUGCUGCGUUUGCUGCAGUACUACCCACCUGCAGAGGACAGCCAUGUCCGCGAGAUUAUCCGCGAGUCUCUGCAACAGAUAAUGCACCUGGCCAUGGACACGCCCAAGAAUGUCCAGCAGAACAACGCCCAAAAUGCAGUGCUUUUCGAGGCGAUCAACCUGCUCAUCCACCUCGACACCGAGCACAGCCUCAUGCUGCAAAUAUCCACUCGCCUGGGGAAGUAUAUCCAGUCGCGGGAGACGAACGUCCGCUACCUGGGUCUGGAGGCAAUGACACAUUUCGCGGCGCGGGCUGAGACUCUCGAUCCCAUCAAGAAGCAUCAGAACAUCAUCCUAGGGUCACUUCGAGACCGGGACAUCAGCGUUCGGCGCAAGGGGUUGGACUUGGUUUACAGCAUGUGCGACACGACCAACGCUGGCCCGAUUGUGAACGAGCUGCUCCGCUACCUACAAACGGCCGACUACGCUAUUCGGGAAGAGAUGGUGUUGAAGGUGGCUAUCCUCACCGAAAAAUAUGCGACCGACGCCCAGUGGUACAUUGACAUGACUCUGAAGCUCUUGUCGCUGGCUGGUGAUCAUGUGAACGACGAAGUGUGGCAACGAGUGAUUCAGAUCGUGACCAACAAUGAGGAAUUGCAGGCAUACGCCGCGCACAAUCUCCUCGGUUAUUUGAAGACAGACUGCCACGAGAGCUUGGUGAAGAUUGGAUGCUAUGUUCUGGGCGAGUUUGGACAUCUGAUCGCCGAAAGCCAAGGCUCCAGUCCCAUUGAGCAAUUCCUGGCGCUGCAGGCGAAGAUGAUUACCAGCACGGACAACACCCGGGCGAUGAUCCUGUCGUCCUUCGUCAAAUUUGUCAACCUGUUCCCCGAGAUCAAACCCCAACUCCUGCAUAUAUUCCGUUUGUACAGCCACUCCCCUGAUUCCGAAUUACAGCAGCGUGCUUUUGAAUACCUGUCGCUGGCGACGCUUCCCACCGACGACCUACUCCGGACGGUCUGCGACGAGAUGCCACCCUUCUCGGAACGAGCGUCUAUCUUAUUGUCGCGGCUGCACCAGAGGACCGCCGGCACCACGGAGAAGAAGACGUGGGUGGUGGGCGGCAAGGAUGCGAAUACAGACCAGCAGGAGAUGCUGAUGGCGCAGAACACCGGGCUGAAGCGUAGCUUCACGACAAUUGUCAACGGUACGAAGACCGGGGCAAAUGGAACGGCAGCACCGUCGGGCUCGUCGGGCGACCUGGCGGGUCUGGAUCUUAGCGUGGCCGCCGCACCUGCGCCGAAUAUGGCCAGCGCGGCCCACCUGACUCCUGAUUGGGAUAUCGGUUACAACCGAUUAUACUUUGGUGGUGAAGGCGUGCUGUUCGAAGAUGCGCAGAUCCAGGUCGGACUGCGGUCCGAAUACCGUGGGCACAUGGGCGUCGUCAAGAUCUACAUCUCGAACAAGUCGUCCUACCCGAUCGGGUCCCUCACCACGACGCUGGAUAAUCCCUCGGCUCCGAACUUGAAGAUCGACACGAAGAGUCUGCCGGAGCCGUCUGUGCCUGCCGUAGGCCAGACGCAGCAGACGCUGUUGGUCGAAGCGCACGGGCCGUUCACGGAGGCGCCCACGAUCCGCAUCUCCUAUCUCGCGGGAGCGCUACAGGCGUACACCCUGCAGCUCCCCAUCAGCAUGCACCGGUACAUGGAGCCAUCGUCCCUGUCGGCGGAAGAUUUCUUCAAGCGGUGGCGGCAGAUCGGCGGGGGCCCGCUGGAGUCGCAGAAUACGUUCGGGGCCACGACGCGGGCCAAAGACAUCAGCGAAUCGUUCACGCGGCGGGUGGUGGAAGGAUUUGGCUGGAAGAUCAUGGACGGCGUGGACCCGAAUCCCACGAACAUUGUGGGCUGCGCCGUGUUCCAGUUUACGGGGGGUAAGACGGGCUGUCUCCUGCGACUGGAGCCCAACUAUGACCGACGGAUGUAUCGGAUCACCAUCCGCGCCACCCAGGAAGCGGUACCACUGGCGCUGGCAAAGCAGAUGGAGUCGAGACUGUCGCAGGGCGCGCUGUCGGACAGUGGACGGUGACGGGACGAAAGGAUCAUUGCCUCAUGUACCCCGGCGGAACGCACUGGAUGAUCGUGUUCCGUUCUUCUUACUCCGCUAUCGGCCGGUAGACGGGGGUGUAUUUAUUAUCGGGAUCGACCACGUAUAUACCACGGACAUGCGGUUUAAUAAUGUACAGGC